CAACGAUCAUGGCCGAAUGUCGCCUGCGAGUUCUCAGCUGAUUAUUAUACCUUCAUCUUCCCUUGGGUGGCUCGUACCAUCCAGUUUGACCCUGGACAUAAUCACUGAGCACCGGUUGCCUUCGUGAGAGGAAGCGUGACCGAUCGCCUCUGGCUUAAUUACUGAUAGACCAUGUCCGAUACACUCUCUGACGCGGACAAGAUCCGCAACAAGCGUCUUGCGAAGCUCGCCUCACAGGCGCCGCCGUCGCAGUCUUCGUCGCAAGCUGCUGGAGCUUCAGAGCAGUCCUCCACAACGCCGUCAGAGGCGCCCUCAACACCGCAAGAGCCGCAAGCCCCACGGCCCCAGAUAAAUGUUCACAGUGCGCCCCCGUCACUGUCGCCAUCGCCGCGACCCGAUAUCCAGCAGUCAGAUGGCAAGCGCAUCAAGAUAACACCUGCUCCUGGGAUUUCGACGGUACCUGAGCGGCCGCAGUCGACUUCGAUCCCUCCCAAGCGGCAAACACCGAAACCCGAAGAGUCUCUGGAGGCGUUUGAGGACCGUACGCUGAGCGCGAUCUUCAAGCUAUCACUGAAGGAGGACCGGCAGCAGGACAUUCAUGGCCAGAAGCUCAUCUACUUGCCCGGGUUACGGGCGGAGCUAGAGGAACAGGGACGAGACCUGCGGAUAGAUGUGUCCGUUCUGGACCAGGCUCUCCUCGAAGCAGCCUCAAACCUCGACAGGCAAAAGCCCUUGGAUUAUCUGCUACCAUGCUGGAAGAGGGUGUCGAGGCUCUACAAGGGUUUUAAGAAGUCGCGUGAUGAUGAUCCCAAAUUUGACGUCAUUCGGGAGGCCAGGCGCCUUUGCAUGAGUUAUUGUAUCUUUGCGAUUACCAUGCCGGAGAUGUUUGGACUUGAUCCCCCUGACCAGUCGCCGCUCAAGCCCUACCUUCUCUUGGAUCCAGAGGAGGACCGAGGUAUUGACAUGGAUUUCCUCGUGGAGGCUGUACGCCGGUUCCCUGAAGAUGAGAGCAUCAAACCAGCUUUCAUAUCCGCCGUGGAGGCGCUGAGCCAGGAUCUUGCUGAGAAAAACAUCAACGAUGACUACAAGCCUUAUGUCAUGGCUCUACGGAAUCUUGUCCGACAUGCUGCUAUCGCAUCUGCUAUUACAGAGUCUUCUAUCUUUAAUGCAACCCAGGAUCCCCCCACGUUUGAGACGAAAACAUUGUUGGGACCGUGGUUUCGGCUAUCCCCUCUUCAUGGUAGUGUCACGACUUCAUAUUUUUCUUCCCCGAAGACUAGGGACCAGGGCUAUAUUCUGACAGCUCAGAGGUCGCUGCGCAUGACGCAGCAGAUGCUUAAUUCUGACCUACUAGAUGUUAUAAAUCAUCUAAUCCGGGCGUCGAAAGAUGCCAGAGAGAAAGUUUUGGAUUGGUUUGCGACUGCGGUGAACAUCAACCACAAGCGACGAGCAAUGCAGGUUGAUCCGAAGACGGUUUCGUCGGACGGAUUUAUGUUCAACAUUACGACAUGCCUUGACCACCUCUGCGAGCCUUUCAUGGAUGCUGGAUUCACUAAGAUUGACAGGAUCGAUGCGGCCUAUCUUCACCGGAAACCCCGCGUCAACAUGCGGGACGAGACCAAGAUUAAUGCUGACCAGCAUGCCUCAGACGAAUUCUAUUCUAAGACCGUUGAAGGAACCAACAACUUUAUCACUGAGAUCUUUUUCUUGACCGUUGCUGCUCAUCACUAUGGCAGCGAGUCGCUUACGUCUAAGUUGGAUCAGCUUGAGAAGGACCUCCGGCAGAUGGAGGCCACUAUUGCAAAGUUCGAGUUGGAGAGACACAAAUGGAUACACAACCCGAUGCAACUACGUACAUUCGAAGAAGCUCUCAAGAAGUACAAGGACAAGUUCGAUCUUGGUCUUUCGUUCAAGUACAGCUUGCAGGGUGUCCUAUUUGAUGAUCAGUGGCAAGCCCGCUCCAUGCUGUUUAUGCGGUAUGUGGCAGUAUGGUUGCUACGAGUGGCGUCAGGCGUCGACUUUCCGAAGCAGCAGAUCAAGCUACCGCUGCCGGAGCAGCAGCCGGACGUCUGGAAGUGCCUUCCGGAGUACUUCCUGGAUGACAUUGUUAGCAACUUCAAGUUUAUCAUGUGGGCCAUGCCCCAGAUCAUUACAUCUACUGAGGGAGAUGAGCUGGUUAUGCUCUGCAUCACGUUCCUUGAGAGUUCUGAAUACGUCAAGAAUCCCUAUCUGAAAGCCGGACUGGUGUCCAUCCUGUUCCGGGGAACAUGGCCGCGGCCCGGGGGUGCUAGGGGUGUCCUUGUGGACCUCCUCAAUUCCAUGCCUUUUGCUAACGAGUACCUUUUGCAUGCUCUCAUGAAGUUCUAUAUAGAGGCCGAGUUUACUGGCACGCACACGCAGUUCUUUGACAAGUUCAACAUCCGGUACGAGAUUUUCCAGAUCAUCGAAUGUAUCUGGCCUAAUACGCUUUACCGGACGAAGCUGUCGAACCAAGCGCAGCAGAACCUCGACUUCUUCGUGCGCUUCGUCAACCUGCUUCUCAAUGACGUUACAUUCGUGCUCGAUGAAUCGUUUGGUGCCUUCAUGACCAUUCAUGACACGCAAGUUCUACUCAACCAGGCGGGAAGCACGAUGGAUCCAGCUCAGCGUCAGCAGAAAGAGGAGCAGCUUGCGGCAGCGCAGCGGAACGCAAAAUCGUAUAUGCAGCUGACGAACAUGACUGUUGCGAUGCUUAAGCUUUUUACAGAAGCGUUGGCUGACUCCUUCACGAUGCGGGAAAUCGUGCAGCGUCUGGCCGAUAUGCUCGACUACAACUUGGACGCCAUGGUGGGCCCUAAGAGCUCCAACCUCCGUGUCGACAAUCUGCAGGAAUAUGGCUUUAGCCCCCGAACACUUCUCAGUGAGAUCGUUGACGUGUAUCUCAAUUUGAUGGACAAGGAGAAUUUCAUUUACGCUGUUGCGCGUGAUGGACGCUCGUACAAGCCUGAGAACUUUGAGAAAGCGGCCGAGAUCCUCCGCAAAUGGAGUUUGAAGUCACCCGAGGAGCUGAAGAAGUGGGAAAUACUGCAGAAGAGAGUCCAGGCAGCUAAGAAGGAGGAUGAGCAGGCAGAGGAGGACCUGGGAGAAGUCCCAGACGAGUUCUUGGACCCUCUCAUCUAUACGCUGAUGGAAGACCCCGUCAUCCUCCCCGGCUCCAGAGUGACUAUUGACCGAGCAACGAUCCGUUCCCACUUGCUAAGCGAUCCUCAUGAUCCGUUCAACCGUAUGCCUCUGAAGAUCGAGGAUGUCACGCCAGACACCGAGCUUAAGGCUAAGAUUGAGGCCUUCAAGGCGGAGCGCAAGGGAGCGAAGCAUCGUCAAACGGCACAGGGAGCCGAAACCAUGGACACUUCGUCCGGUUGAGACAGUGACGCACUGCGCGUGGAUUGCGUUGGGUAGGGGUUUUGGGGAUUGCAUAUAGUUCGGUGUCGAUAUCGUGUUUCUAUUUGUAACUGACCACUGUUAUCAAGACUUGCUACAUUGAGACACAGUCUAUAUUGAAAGAAGCGCCUCGGUUCCGGGUCUGACGAGAGGCCGGCCGUGUCGGGGUGUCAUAUCACGAGGAAACUUAACAUGACCUACAUGAGCUAGACUUUGAAGAUAGUCGCUAUGAUGAGAACAUAUGAAAUUGGCUAGACUGUAGAAUUCGCA
Molecule: messenger RNA, 3690 nt
Organism: Paecilomyces variotii
Lineage: Eukaryota; Fungi; Ascomycota; Eurotiomycetes; Eurotiales; Thermoascaceae
Product: putative ubiquitin fusion degradation protein UfdB
Exons: 7
Coding region: 172-3402 (1076 amino acids)
Biological process (GO): protein polyubiquitination
Cellular component (GO): ubiquitin ligase complex; cytoplasm; nucleus
Molecular function (GO): ubiquitin-ubiquitin ligase activity
Source: RefSeq, a predicted model, not a curated record